Molecule: messenger RNA, 2036 nt
Organism: Brassica napus (rape)
Lineage: Eukaryota; Viridiplantae; Streptophyta; Magnoliopsida; Brassicales; Brassicaceae
Exons: 7
Coding region: 457-1164 (235 amino acids)
Biological process (GO): signal transduction
Source: RefSeq, a predicted model, not a curated record
UAACGUCCUUAGAUCUCAUGUUCUUGAAGUCUCAUCUGGAGCCGACAUAGUUGAGAGCGUCAACACUUACGGCCAGAGAGGGAGAGGUGUCUCCGUGCUCAGUGGUAACGGAACGGUCGCUAACGUCGUUCUCCGUCAGCCGGUGACGAUUCAUGGGAAUAAUUGCGGAACUGGAGCCGGAGUUGGAGGGGUUGUGACUUUACAUGGAAAGUUUGACAUAAUUCCAUCACUGGUACGGUGCUUCCGCCGGGAUCAGGUGGGUUGUCAAUCAUUGUUGUCAAUCAUUUAAGAUCAUCAUUCAUUGAUGAGCAAGCACGUAGUACCUUCGUUAGGUUAGAAUCUCAAAACACUAUAUUGGUUUGUAUGUUUCAGCUAAGUUGAAACCAAACUCGAGGUUUACACUCUUGCAGACUGUUUUGGUACUAUCUUCUGUUCGAGGUUUACACUCUUGCAGGAAUGGUGAUCCCACCAAACUCGAGAGGUAUCACGAUCGGAGACCUUGGUUCUAUCGUGGUAUUAAUAAUUCUGGGCUUGAAUUUUAGGUUUAUGUGCUUUCCGGAGGCGUUUUAUGUUUACCGCAACAUGAUCGACACUAAUACUUUCAUCAACUUGAUUUCUCUGAUUGGGCUGCUUGAAUGUUUCCUGCACGAUUGGGAUUUCAAGUUACCGGGUGGAUCCAGUGUCAAGGAUGAAGAGGACAGUCUAAAGAGGACGGUAAAGGAGACUAUGGAGAAAGCUUUCUGGGAUAGUGUGAUGGAAUCAAUGAAACUAGAGGAGCCUGACUAUAGCUGCAUCUCUAACCUUAUGAGAGAAGUGAGGGACGAGCUUUGCCAGAUGGUGCCUGAUAGCUGGAAAGUGGAAAUAACUGAAACUAUUGAUCUUGACCUUCUCUCACAGUUGCUUAACUCUGGCACCUUGGAUAUUGAUUACCUUGGAAAGAUGCUUGAGUUUGCAUUAGCUACUCUUCGGAAACUCUCGGCUCCAGCCAAUGACCGUGAGAAUGAAAGCACCCACCAUAGUUUACUGGAGGAACUUCACUGGUUGUGUCAAGCUAAAGAUGAGUCUGGUAGCCUCCAUGCUGUUGCAAUUGUCAAGGGGAUCCGCUUCAUUCUUGAGAAGAUUCACGACCUUAAGCGAGAGAUAGGCAUUGGGCGCAUUUUAUAGGAGUUCUCCUGGUGAUGCUGAAGCGUGAGUUUGCUGUCAGUGUCUUUAAUCUUAACAUCCUCUUGGAGGGUUUAUGGAAGAAUCUGGAAUACGGCAAGAAUGUUACUUUGCUACCCAAUAGAGUGAGCGUUGCUAUGUAAAUGCAAGCUGAAGCUAAACGUAAAAAGAGUACCCAAACUCUUGAGUCUUAAGGGGAACACCAAGCCCAUAUCAACAUCACUGAUAGUAAGAAAAGUUCUGCAAUCUUCGUAUCAGAAGCUGCAAAGAAAUAGGUCAAAACAGUGUUCCUACAUUGGAUUCAAUACACUAGAGCACAUUGGUAGACUUCUACUCUUCAAUGUUCUCUUAAAUUUUUCAGAGGUUCAAAGAGUUCUCUGCUUCAAACAAUAUAUCCACUGAUGAUGAACCUUACAGUGGUCUUCCUAAUCCAGUAAACCCCCGCAGGAGAACUAUGUUCUUACUUGGAUGAUCUUGCGAAAUCAUUUGUUAUUCAUGCUUACAUAAGAGAGUGUUCUUUUGGACAGCCGAAGAUUGAUUCAUCUCAUCCCGACUGGUCUUUCUACUAAGAAAACUGAACAAACCCGUGAAUCUUUUAGAUUAAUUUUGUUAGCAACAACAGACGUACAUUUUAUCAAGAAGAUCAUUAAACAGUAAAUAUCAUCUAGCUAGCAUCAAUGGAGUAUGACACUGUUUUUCAAGAUUGCCAUUGGAGAAACAGAUCCACAAAAUUGUUUCGUCUCCUCACCACUUCAGUUUUCUCCUAAUGAAUUAGAAUUUUCUCUCGUAUAUUCAAACUUUUAUCGUUUUGUGGUUUUCUUUUUCGACAACAAUGUUUUGUGUUUGAUUAAUAAGAAGAAUUUCAUUUCAUCAAA